AUGACUCGAAGAUAUCAAGGGCCUGUGGCCUUUCUUCUCUUCUGCAUAGUUGCCUCAGCGGGGAAAACCUGCUACCGCCCGAACAAAGUCCCUGAGCCGGACCAUGUGCCCUGUAACCAGUCCGCCGAUUAUUCGCACUGCUACGUAAAUUGGAGAUCGUCUUCAUGCUUUCAGGAAUGUAAAGGCGCCAAAAACCCCAUUCCGAUCACUCCGACAGGUGGCUUCGUCUCCGUCGAUGCAGGUGUUAGGUUAUUCUGCUGCGAUGUCAACACCUUUGACAAAGACAGCGGAAAUUAUCGGAGGACAGGAAGUAUUGAGGUCUUUAAUUCGACACACACCAAUGCUACCACACCAGUCAUCGUCUCUAACGCCAGCAUCGCGCCCACGCAAACCGUCACCGUCACCGCUCCGGUCUCAUCAGAAGCCGAAUCCCUGGCUACAGCCAAAGAGACAGCAAUUGGAGUCGGCGUAGGCGCACCUCUCGCACUAGCGUUAGUUGGCGUUUCAUUUCUGCUGUGGAGGGAGAAGAGGAAAAGGAGGGAGACAGAGGAACGGAACCUCGAGAUUCAGCGGCUUGUGAAGAGAGAGUUGGUAAGAACUCAGAAAUCGGGCCCGUAUACGCACGCGUAUGGAGAUAUGCGCACGAGGACGUCUCCGAUUGAUGGUUGGCCCUUAGAGAGUGGUGGCGCGGGAAUCGAGGAGCUGAGUACAACUGGCGGGAGAAGCGAGUUGGGGGUUGUCCUUACGAGGGGAGGAGUUGAAUUGGAGUAG
Molecule: messenger RNA, 771 nt
Organism: Lindgomyces ingoldianus
Lineage: Eukaryota; Fungi; Ascomycota; Dothideomycetes; Pleosporales; Lindgomycetaceae
Exons: 3
Coding region: 1-771 (256 amino acids)
Source: RefSeq, a predicted model, not a curated record